AUGUUAGAUAAAAGAACAUGGACAAAUAUCGUUGUUGCUGCAAAAACUGCUGUACAGCACCCAGAGUUACAGAGUACUAUUCGUACAAUAGUUGAAGAGAUGGAAAAAGGAUUGGCUUGUUCAACGGAUGUUCGACAUGAAUCAGAAAUUGAAAAUGCCCUUGAAACGGCAGUAAAAAAAUUUGAUGGAUUCGAUAUCUUAAUUAACAACGCUAGUGCUAUCUCAUUAACUGGUACAGUAAAAACACCAAUGAAGAAGUUUGAUCUGAUGCAUAAUGUUAAUGCAAUAAUACUAAGUGCUUCCAAGUCACGACAGAAAUGUCUUCUCUUUGCAGCAUAUACACUGGCUAAGUAUGGGAUGUCAUUGUGUGUAUUAGGUAUGUCUGAAAAGCUGAAGAGGUAUGGAAUUGCAGUAAAUGCACUUUGGACUGAAACCGGUAUAUGGACUGCUGCAAUAGAAGUUCUAGGAGCUCUGAAAAUGGUUUUUUCUUUUGCUAUUAGGAGCCACAUAUUUACGGUGAAAUUUGUGGUUGAUGAAGAAGUUUUAAUGGAAGAAGGGAUGAAGAGCUUUGAUAAUUAUACAUAUGAAGCUGGUUCUAGCCUAAUACUCGACUUUUUUGUCCCUGGGAUGAAAGCAGAAGAUGUUUACCCAUCGGGAGGGGAAGUUGACUUGAAAAAAUGA
Messenger RNA from Enterobius vermicularis (human pinworm), 681 nucleotides. Lineage: Eukaryota; Metazoa; Nematoda; Chromadorea; Rhabditida; Oxyuridae. The record is from the annotation of a GenBank genome assembly.